Molecule: messenger RNA, 3735 nt
Organism: Nyctereutes procyonoides (raccoon dog)
Lineage: Eukaryota; Metazoa; Chordata; Mammalia; Carnivora; Canidae
Gene: SPEM3
Product: SPEM family member 3
Biological process (GO): sperm individualization; flagellated sperm motility
Cellular component (GO): cytoplasm
Source: RefSeq, a predicted model, not a curated record
AUGGGUGAGCGAGCCCACCACGGAGCCCAAGUGUGCUCUGGCACCAACCCCAGGAAGUGCCAGGACCUAGGAGACUCAAUUCUUCUGAUUCUGGGCAGCUUCAUCUUGCUCAACGUGGGGAUCAAUGUGGUGACUCUGCUCUGGAGGCACCUGAAGAGCUCCUUGCGGAUUCUUUUCCAUCAUUUCUUCCCCAAAGACAAGCAACCCAGCUGCGUAGGCAGCCAUCCCAUGUGUGUGCGCUGCUCCAUGGAUACCAAGAACAUGUGCUCGGGGGUCUCCUCUCGCUUCCACCGCCGCCCGGGCUUCCUGCAUGGGCACCCUAACCACCUUGACUCCUGGGUACCAGACAUGAAUGAAGAGAAGGCUUCUGGGUGCUGCUGGAUGCCGCCUCAGUGUGGACAUGCUGGGGCUCCCCUGGGCCCUCCCUGGGGACUGUGGAAGGAGGGGGCGAUGGCAGCAGGGGAGGCCCCUCAGGUCCCAGUUUUAAAGGCCCGGACCCCCUUUAUUUCCAGGCACGAGGCACCUUCCCAUUUACCCAAGAUGAGCAAGCUGGAUAUGGCCCCUCUCCUUUUGCCCCACAAGAGCAAGACCAAGACCCCAGACCACGCCCCAGAGCAUGUCCUGGCCCAGACCCAGAACAGCUCCCCGGUCCACACCCCUGAGCACACCACCACCCACACCCAGACCUGCUCCCUGGCCCAAACGCCUGAGCACACCACCCUCAAGACUCAGACCUGCUCCCUGGCCCACACCCCUGAGCACACCACCACCCACACCCAGACCUGCUCCCCACCCCACACUCCCCAGCACACUAAGCCCCAGGCCCAGAUCCGCUCCUCAGCCCAUCGCCAUGAGCACACCACCCCCCAGGCCCAGGCCCAGGCCCAGGCCCAGGCCCAGACCUCCUCCCUAGCCCAUGUCCCUGAGCACACCACCCUUCAGGCCCAGACCUGCUCCCCAGCUCACGCCCCUGAGCACAAGCUCCCUCAGGCACAGAUGCACUCCCCAGCCCAAGCCCCCAAGUACAACCCUCUCCAGGCCCAGACCUGUUCCCCAGAGCACACCACCCCCCAAGCCCAGACCCACUCCCCAGCCCAUGCCACUGAGCACAUCCCCGCCAAGGUCCACGUCCCUGAUCUUACCUCAGUCCAGGCACAUACCCACUCCCCAAGCUUCACCCCUGAGCACACUCAGCAGCACACUCCUGCCCAGACCCACAGCCCUGAGCACACAUCAGCCCAUCCCCUGGGUCACAGCCCUGAGCAUGUAAUAGCCCAUGCCCCAGCCUGCACUCUGUCCCAUGCUCAUCUAACCUAUAUCCAUGCCCCUCACACUCUGGCCCCUGCUCCCACAUCUGCCCCAGCCCUUCCUUCAAUGUCUACCCCUGCCAGGAUUCCUGCCCCAGCUCCUGCCCCAGCCCCUGCCCCACCUCCUGCCCCAGCUUCGGUCAUGACCCUGACUACCACUCAUGUCCCAGUUCCCAUCUCUGCCACCACCCAUACCCCCAUCAUAACUCCUAUUCCCUCUACCCUGACUGCCUUCAGCCAAGGCCUCUCCACUGGCCAUGUGGUCUACAAUGCCCGUAGGGGCAAGCGGAACUUGUGCCAUGUGUGCCCUCCCCAAAACUCUGGGUAUUCCAGAAAGGACGGAGGCACCCUCCCCAGGCCCCAAGAGGGGCAGGGUCUGUGUGGCUCUGAUACAGUUGAGCCAAUGUCAAAACAUCAUAGUGGGGACAGUGCCAAGCCCUCCACAGGCUCCGUACUGGGUUACCUAGAGUUGGGGAAUGUGGAAUGGAAGAUCUCAAAUGAUGCCAAAGACAAGUUCUUACAGCCCAAGACCUUCCCUUAUUUCAGCUUCCAUCCUUGCAGUUCUGAGAGGAGAAACACAGACUCUGAGACCCCAGUCUACCCCAAAUUCCUGGUCUCCUCCAAGGAUGCCACACCUUCUCAACCUUGCUUUCAUUCUCCAACCAAUACCCAGAGCUCACUGAGCGCCAUUCCUCCACCUUGCACUUUGUCUCUGCCUCUCUUGUCUCCCAGGUCCUUUGUCUUUCAUCAACCCUCCGGCCACCAGAAGCCCUCCACCUCAGUGCAGACCCCUGCCUUUCCCCCGACCUCCACAUCUUCUCAAACUGUCCCCUCUUCCCAGUUCCCCAUCCCUCCUCAGUUCUCCAAGACUUUCCAACCCCCGAUCCAACCCCAAACCCCUGAACAUCAGGAGAGUCUAGGCCUCAACCAAGAUUCUGGCCUCCAAAGGACUUCAUGCCCUUCAAAGGACUUGAGAGUUGCCAGAAACCCAGGCCUUACCCCAAGUCCAGGCUUCUGUAAGAACCCAGGCCUUGUUCAAGAUCCAGGUCUAAACAAGCCCCCAGGCCUUACUCAAGACCCUUCCCAAGACUCUGGACUUCAUAAGAAUCUGGUCAUUACCCAAGAUUCUGGCCCCCAAAAGAGCCUAGGUCCUACACAAGAUUCAGCUAUCUUUAGGAGCCCGUGUCCUACCCAACCUUCUGGCCUCCACAGGAACAUACCAUUUCCCCAAACUUCUGACAUUCAGAGGAGCUCAGGCAUUAUGCAAAACUCUGGAGUCUAUAGGAAUCUACAACAAAACCAAGAGGCUAUACUCUAUAAAAGUCAAGAUCUCUCCCAAACAAGUGGCCUCCAUAAUAGCCCAGGCCAUUCUCAAGAUUCUGGAGGUUAUAAGAGUACAGGUAAUGUCCAUGAGCCGGGAGUCUCUAGGAGUCUAGGCCUUUCCCAAAAUUCUUGCCCACAGAAGAGCCCAAACCUUGCCCAAGACUGUGGAGUCAACAGGAGCCCAGGUUUGAUUCAAACCUCUGGUCUCCAUAAGGGCUCAGGCCUUACCCAAGACUCAGGAGACUAUAAGAAUUCAGGCCUCCUCCAAGAAUCUGGAGUCCACAGGGGCCUAGGCCUUAUUCAAGAGUCUGAUCUCCAUAAGAAUCCAAACUUUGCAUCAGCCACUCAAGUCGAAAGGAGAUGUGGCCAUACACAAGACGUUGGAAUUUACAGGAGCCCAGAAUAUACCCAAGACCCAAACUUCCAUAACUACCCAGGAAUGAAUCAAGAUCCUGGCCCUCAGAAGGGCUCAGCCCUUACCCAAGACCAUCGCCUCCCCGAGACUCAAGGCCCUAUUGGGGAAUCAGGCCACCACAAGGAUUCAUGCCUCAUCCCGAAUCCCAGCCACCACAGGAACCCAGGCCUUGUUCUAGGUACUGACUCAGUCCAAGUCUUGGGUCAACCUCAGAACCCAAAGUCAACAUUGAGCCUGAUGAAGUCAUUUGUACCUGAGGAGCCCCCUCGGAAGGAGGAUGUGGAACAGCACCUCCCCUGGACUUCUGUCCCCAGUAGUCAGAACUCCAGCUCUACUAAGCCUCAGGUGAUGAUCUACAAUGACCUGCAAACCUUCUCCGAGGUACCUGUGCUGAUAGAGCUACAGCCGUCCUCCCCGCGAGCAGGUAGCCAAGACUGGGUAUACCGUCCUGUGGAUAUAGUUUCCUCAGCCUGCCAGAACUAUCGCCAGAUGUCAGUGCCUCCGAAAAUCAGCUGGAAGCCCUACUGCCCUGGGUCAGGCACCCGGGUAGGGCAUGUGGUCUUUGAUGCCCGCCAGAGACAGUUCAGGGUGGGCAGGGACAAGUGUGAAGCUCUGUCUCCCAGGCACAUGCGCCAAGAGGCAUCCAGCAACUACCGGAGACCAUCAAGGAGUGGGGGUAUCAGUGUGUGA